AUGAUGUUCUCCAAGUCUGGUCUCGUGGCUGCAGCCAUGCUCGGGGCCUCUGCAGUCGAAGCUCAUAUGAAGAUGAGCAAACCCAUUCCCUACAGCGACUCGAGCCUUAACAAUUCCCCUCUCGCUGCUGACGGAAGUGACUUCCCCUGCAAGCUCCGGGACAACGCCUUCGUGGCUCCUUCGGAGGAGACCAUCGCUCAGAUCGGUGAGGCUAUGCCCUUGACCUUCACCGGCAGCGCCACGCACGGCGGUGGUUCUUGCCAGGUCAGUUUGACCACCGACCUCAAGCCUUCCAAGGACUCCACUUGGAUGGUUAUCAAGUCUAUUGAAGGUGGAUGUCCCGCCAACGUGGACGGCAAUAUGUCGGGUGGUGCUGGCGCCGCGGAUCCGUUCGAAUUCAACUACACCAUCCCUGCUGGCAUUGAGCCCGGCAAAUAUACUCUGGCCUGGACCUGGUUCAACCGCAUCGGUAACCGUGAGAUGUACAUGAACUGUGCUCCCAUCACGGUCACCAGCGGCUCCACCAAGCGCGAUGCAGCCCCUGUCGCCGAGAAGGUCGAGGUUGAGAAGCGCUCCUCCAGCUUUCCCGCCAUGUUCGUCGCCAACAUCAACGGUUGCACCACCAAAGAUGGCGUUGACAUUCGCUUCCCCAACCCUGGUGAUGCUGUCGAGUACGACGGAAACCCGAGCAAUCUCCAGGCCUCUGGUGAAGCUGCGUGCUCUGGUACUCCCGCGUGGACUGUCAGCGGCGGCUCUAGCUCUCCUUCCACUGCUGCAAGCUCCUCUUCCACUACAGCUGGUGCCGGUGCCGGCGUCAGCGUCAGCGUUGGCGCAUCUGUCGGUGCUACUGCCGCUCCCACCGCUGCGCCUGAACCCAGCAGCAGUGAGCCUGCCGAGUCUGAAGGUGUUUUCGCUCCUACUUCGGCUACUGUCGUCCCUGCGCGGCCUACGGCGUCCGCCGCACCCUCGUCUUCGUCUUCCGGUAGUGGCUCUGGGUCCGGUUCCUCUUCCUCGAGCUCUGGAGCCUUGACUGGUUCCUGCAGCCCCGAGGGUCUCUGGAACUGCAUCGACGGCUCUUCCUUCCAGCGCUGCGCCAACGGUCAAUGGACCGUGGCUCAGCAGAUGGCGGCUGGUACUCAGUGCACCGUCGGCCAGAACGCGAAUUUCGCCAUCUCGGCCACAGCUGUGAAGCCUCGCAUGAUCAACGCCAUGCGCCACAGGAAGUGCGCUCACGGUGGCCACCGCCACGCUUAA
Molecule: messenger RNA, 1254 nt
Organism: Aspergillus viridinutans
Lineage: Eukaryota; Fungi; Ascomycota; Eurotiomycetes; Eurotiales; Aspergillaceae
Product: lytic polysaccharide monooxygenase AA11 family protein
Exons: 1
Coding region: 1-1254 (417 amino acids)
Source: RefSeq, a predicted model, not a curated record